Molecule: messenger RNA, 870 nt
Organism: Symbiodinium sp. CCMP2456
Lineage: Eukaryota; Dinophyceae; Suessiales; Symbiodiniaceae
Source: the annotation of a GenBank genome assembly
AUGGCCUGCUGCGACCCGACCUACGGACUGCUGAUCGUGCUUGCCAGCAGGGUCUACUCCUCGACCUCAUCGAUGUUCGACGCGCAGGCAUGGCUGGUGCUUUGCAGCCUGGCCAUCGUUGUAACGCUCCUGGGCGCUUUGUGUUCCGCAGCGAUCACGUGGAUCUUCAAGGUGGAUGAGUUUUCCUCCAUGCGGCUCUCGCGUUCAGUGAACGAUGCCUGCAGCCAAAUGGUGACACGCAGGCGGGUUGAAUUUGGUGAGAUGCUGUCGCGUGUCCAGAAGGCUGGCAGCGACGCUUGCUUGGUGGAGGACACUGAACUCAGCAACCUGGAAGACAUCCCGCUGGACGAGGACGAGGACGAGGAGGACUUCAAGAGCUCUCUGGUCCCGACCCCCCGGUGCAAGUACGCCUCUAUGCCCUCUGACGAGGAAGCUGUCUUGGAGGUGGAGUCAGAGCGACAGUUGCAGUUGAACCCCGGGGCUAUCUCCAGUGCCAUUUGCGUGUCUGUUCUCAUCUACGACGUCCUUGGCUUUGUCGUCUGCUUCCAGUGGGGAAUGCUCGUUGUGCGGGGCUACUCCGUCGCCUUUGGCAGCCUGGCCAUGAGGCACUGGGCGUUGUAUGCUGUGUCGUGCAUCGUCUACGCAUCGGCAGUGACUGUUGGAACUACUCGCCUGGUGAUGGUUUGCUUCGCUUCCCCAGAAGAGCAGGCAUCCAACGAGGCCUACGACGAAGUUCAGGAGGAGGAUCGGAGAGAACGAUGCUGCAGGUUUCUCGGGAAGCUGGGUCUGCGACACUGGUGGGUCGCGAUUGACAGAGAAAACUCCUGCCAGGAGCUUUGCCAAACACUCACGGAGGCUGAAGCCAAGUGA